AUGGCUACUGCAAUGCACACGCCAGUUGUGAGAAACUGGUCAAACACUGAUGCUUCUGAGGCAAUCCAGCCACAGACCACUAAGGCAGUUAAUACCAGAACUUAUUUCAUUUCUUUAGUCGAUCACCACGCUCCUCAUCUACGACACGAUCGAGAUCGCAGGUUUUGGUUCGACGUGACCGACGUUAAAGCCGACGAAGAAAUCAUGGCUGCAGAAUUUAGAUUAUACAGAGAUUUAACAUCUUCCGAAUUACCAUUAAAUAGUACUUACACGUUAACGUUAUAUCUGCUGACAGACGAGCCAGAAAAUAAAGGCUUAAAAUAUAUCGAAACAAUUACAGUGCAGGCGAAUCAGGAAGGAUGGAUGAGUUUUAAUGUGACCGAAGCUAUCGUCACGUGGAUCGCAUUUCCGGCCAAAAAUCUAGGACUUUAUUUGCAGAUACGGAUGGAAGGAUUGUCUAGAAACGUCGAUCCGGGAGAAAUUGGAAUCGUCGGCAGAAAAGGAGCCAACGAAAGGCAACCGUUUAUGGUGGCAUUUCUUCAGUCGCCCAGAGAUUUGCACGUUCGUCACACGAGGUCUACUUCGAAGAAGAAAGCUAAUUUCGACCGAACUUCUUACGAUUACGAUAAAAACUGGUUAACCAUAAAGAACAGACGAGAUAUUAUCAAAAAAAGUUGUCAACGCUUAGCAUUUUAUGUUAGUUUCCAACAGCUGAAGUGGCAGGAAUGGAUUAUAGCGCCAGACGGAUACGCCGCCUUUUAUUGCUACGGAGAAUGCUCCUUUCCUCUCAAUGCUCACAUGAAUGCUACCAAUCACGCCAUAGUGCAGACUCUAGUGCAUUUGAUGGAUCCCAACGACGUUCCUAAGCCUUCUUGUGCUCCGACUCACUUAUCGGCCGUCCAAGUCUUGUAUUUUGACGAUAAUUCCAACGUUGUCCUCAAAAAAUAUCGAAAUAUGGUGGUGCAAUCUUGUGGAUGUCACUGAAUAUCAAAUAUUUAAUGAAUUUUUUGCCAAUUUCAGAACAUGCAUUUGAUAUUUUUAAUAUUGUGAACGACGUUUUUGAUACUUUUUAGCAUCGUAAAUUAUAAACGUAUUGAAAUAAUAAAUAUUCUUUCAACUUAAACUUUGUAUAUUUAGUAUAUACGAUGUA
Molecule: messenger RNA, 1150 nt
Organism: Centruroides sculpturatus (bark scorpion)
Lineage: Eukaryota; Metazoa; Arthropoda; Arachnida; Scorpiones; Buthidae
Product: bone morphogenetic protein 7-like
Exons: 6
Coding region: 1-984 (327 amino acids)
Biological process (GO): SMAD protein signal transduction
Cellular component (GO): extracellular region
Molecular function (GO): cytokine activity; growth factor activity
Source: RefSeq, a predicted model, not a curated record